Messenger RNA from Exophiala bonariae, 1023 nucleotides. RefSeq lists its product as uncharacterized. Lineage: Eukaryota; Fungi; Ascomycota; Eurotiomycetes; Chaetothyriales; Herpotrichiellaceae. Gene Ontology annotation, molecular function: monooxygenase activity; FAD binding. The record is from RefSeq and is a predicted model, not a curated record. The transcript has 4 exons. Bases 1 to 1023 code for a protein of 340 amino acids.
AUGUCGAGUCCACCUAUAAAAUUCGUUGCACAGUCAUCUAUCGAAUCGACGAAGCCGCUCCAAGCGGUUGUCAUUGGCGCCGGUAUCGCCGGGCUGACUGUCGGCAUCGCCUUGCGCAGAAAUGGCCAUCAUGUCAAGAUUUAUGAGCAGAGUCGCUUUGCUCAAGAGCUAGGCGCGGCAGUACACAUAGCUCCAAAUGCGUACGGUAUUCUGAAGGCGCUCGGAGUUGACCCCACAAUUGGGGCAAACAAAGUUGAAUAUGUCCGCGAAUUUAGUGCUUCUGGUGAGCUGUAUCGUGAAAUUAAUCUGGGCGAAGCCAGUAAACUAUGGCAACAUGAUUGGAUGUCAGCGCACCGGGUCCGCUUACACGAUGUGCUGAAAGAGAAAGCCUUGGCCAGCGAUGGAUUCGGGCCACCAUGUGAGCAGCAUCUGUCCUGUUCCGUUGUGGAUGUCGACCCGGAAAAUGCAUCGAUAACGCCGGGGGAUGAAAACAAAGUCUAUGCCGACGUUGUGAUUGGGGCCGAUGGUAUUUAUUCUAAAUCACGUCGCGUAGUCCCUGGCGGAAAGAGUGCGAAGACCUUUGGUUCAGGAAAGAGCGGCUUCAGAUUCAUGGUUCCUCGAGAGGAUGCGUUCAACGAUCCGAUGACGAGGCCGCUCUGCGAGAAACCUGGCAUCUUCUCAGUUAUCCUUGGCACGGAUCGACGUAUCAUUGCUUAUCCGACGUCAGACAACACCUUGCUCAAUCUACUUUGCAUACAUCCCGAGUCUGAGUCUGAUGCUGGGGAUGGCUGGAGCACGAAUACGAGCAAAGCAACCCUACUCAAUGUUUAUCGAGACUUCGCUCCGAAGUUUCAAGCGUUGCUGGAGAAAGCAAAUCCUGACUCUUUGAAGUUGUGGAGGCUGCUGGAUAUGAAAAACUUACCUGGUUUUGUCAACUCGCGACUCGCAUUGAUAGGCGAUGCAGCGCACCUUUUUUGCCCCAUCAGAGUCAAGGAGCAGCAAUGGCGAUGGAAGACGCUGUAG